Molecule: messenger RNA, 273 nt
Organism: Caenorhabditis briggsae
Lineage: Eukaryota; Metazoa; Nematoda; Chromadorea; Rhabditida; Rhabditidae
Exons: 3
Coding region: 1-273 (90 amino acids)
Source: RefSeq, a predicted model, not a curated record
AUGUUCAUUCAAUUCAAAAUUCUUUCCAUUGUCUUCUUCUUCUUCACUAUUUCAUUUGCUCGUCCAAAUGAAAUGCUCUCUGGAGUUGUGAACACUGCUCUGGAUACAGUUCAUAAUAUAGCCGAGACAGGAACGGGAGCUGUCCAAGGUGUUGUUGAUGGUGUACUCCCAGCAGUUGGUAGUGCAGUUCAGACUGUUGGUGGAGUUGCCCAAGAUGCCGUUGGCAUGGUUCCAGAACUUCCAAUCGGAGGAGCUCAACAACAACCAUCUUAA